CCAGUCUUCGAGGUGAAGUGAAGCAGUCACGUCGAGCUACAGCGCUGGUGCCGCUACUGUUGUCAGCUGUCAUGCUGUUCAAAUUUAUUACUUAAACUUAAUGCAAUUCUACACUGUUUAUGUUUCGUUUUAAUGGUUACGUAGCAAAGAUAAUAUUGGCAUCAUGAUGCUUUAAAAGGAAGUUUUAAGAGUAAGGUUAGGCGUUAAACAAGAGGAUUACCUUUCCUUGCCAACUGCAGACUGACAGUUGUUCGGACUGAUAGCGGCUUGUUUUGUUUAUCUGCGGACAACAUACGAGCCAUGGCUCGUAGGAGUUCCCGCCUGGUGUCUGGUGGCUACUAUAAUUCAGAUGAGGAAUCGGAUUCAAGUAGUGUGACCAAUAUAUCCUACAGAGAAAACCCUGUCAAGGUUUUCAAGAAGAAGUCGGGGGCCCGGAAGUCUGCGUCCCGCACUAACAGCAAUGCCAGUUCUGCCCCUGAGACUCCAGUCACUCCAGGUCUGAGUCCAGUAAGCAGCCCUCUAAGAAGUCCCCCUCAGCCCACCAUCAGAACCGUCCCUGACCCCCCUGCUGCUCCAACCCAUCGGCCAGCUCUGACUCCAUCAUCCACCAAUUGUCACAUGCGAUGCCAUUCCAAAACCCCAGAGAAGAGCUCUCAUGCUGGCCCCCACAGCUCUGGUCUGCUGGGUUUACACAAACACAAGGAGCCAGGUCAGAGUGGUGUGGACAGCUCAGGGUACUCUUCAUCUGAGGGCCAAUACGGGAAGCCUUUACCUGUCACCAGUACACCAAGGAGAACCAGCAGCAGUAGCGGUGCAGCUCUUGGUCUAGGAUUCAAAAGCAGAAUCAGUGAUGCCUUUUUCCAUCUAAUGGAUUCAGCCUCAGUGAUGGCAGCGAAUGCGCACAAAAAAGUCCUUCAUGUCACAUCUACAGGUUUGUUUUGUUUUUCAGUUUGUCUUCAUAUAUUUUUUCUCAUAAAAGUUUUUCUUGGAAAUGUUUUCAUUCUGUCUACAUGCAACAUGUUUUUUGCAUAUAUGCCCUUUUACAUCCUAGCGUGUCUGUGAAAAUCAUUCUCGUCC
Messenger RNA from Cyprinodon tularosa, 1077 nucleotides. RefSeq lists its product as uncharacterized. The transcript is spliced from 5 exons. Bases 301 to 1062 code for a protein of 253 amino acids. The record is from RefSeq and is a predicted model, not a curated record. Lineage: Eukaryota; Metazoa; Chordata; Actinopteri; Cyprinodontiformes; Cyprinodontidae.